GGCGGCUGAGAAUCGUGGCGGCUGCUGAGCCGGCAGCGCAGGCGGACGGAGCAGAGCUGCCCGGCCCGGUGACGGGCGAUGCCCCCGUGAGCUUCUCUCGCCGCCCCUCCCCGCCCCGCGCCCCUACCUCAUUGGAGUCCACCGCCCGCCCGCGACCGGGCCGCGCCUACCACCGGGUCCGCGGGGCGGGGUCCAGGGGCAGCACCUGCCCCGCCUUGCAGAGCCGCCUCGGUCAACGGAGACCCCUCCCUAUCUGGCCCCUGGCCCCACCCCAGAGUCUUAUCACAUCACCUCCUCCUGGGAGCUACCCUGAUUGCCUUCACCUCCUUUCUUGGAAACUGGUGUUUCAGAAGUUACCAGAAGCCUGUGUCAAUGCCCUAGGGGAGUGCAGUUGGGAGGGGCACAGCCCCCUGUGAUGCGGAGCACCACGUGCAGAUUCAUCAGUUCGAGUCGCCUGAGGCCCUGCCGCCCCUUCGGACCAUGUUUAACGCGGAGCCAGGCUCGGCCUCGGCCGCAGGCGCCAGGAAUGUGGUUCGGAGCUCCAGCAUCAGUGGUGAAAUCUGCGGAUCUCAGCAGGCGGGGGGCGGGGCCGGGACCACCACGGCCAAGAAGCGGCGCAGCAGCCUGGGUGCAAAGAUGGUGGCCAUCGUGGGCCUGACCCAGUGGAGCAAGAGCGCACUGCAGCUCCCGCAGCCUGAAGGGGCCACCAAGAAGCUGCGCAGCAACAUCCGGCGGAGCACAGAGACGGGCAUCGCCGUGGAGAUGCGGAGUAGGGUCACGCGCCAGGGCAGCCGGGAGUCCACCGACGGGAGCACCAACAGCAACAGCUCGGACGGCACGUUCAUCUUCCCUACCACCCGGCUCGGGGCCGAGAGCCAGUUCAGCGAUUUCCUGGAUGGGCUGGGACCAGCCCAGAUUGUGGGGCGACAGACACUGGCAACUCCACCAAUGGGGGACGUGCAUGUUGCUAUCAUGGACCGGAGUGGCCAGCUGGAGGUGGAAGUGAUCGAGGCUCGGGGCCUGACCCCCAAACCUGGUUCCAAAUCCCUCCCAGCCACCUAUAUCAAGGUUUACCUGCUUGAGAAUGGGGCCUGCUUGGCCAAGAAGAAGACAAAGGUGGCCAAGAAGACCUGUGACCCCCGGUACCAGCAGGCUCUGCUCUUUGACGAGGGGCCGCAGGGCAAGGUACUGCAGGUGAUCGUCUGGGGAGACUACGGCCGCAUGGACCACAAGUGCUUCAUGGGCAUGGCCCAGAUCAUGCUGGACGAGCUGGACCUGAGUGCCGCCGUCACCGGCUGGUACAAACUCUUCCCCACGUCCUCCGUGGCAGACUCCACACUCGGAUCCCUCACCAGGCGCCUCUCCCAGUCCUCCCUGGAGAGUGCCACCAGCCCCUCGUGCUCCUAAGGACCUCGGAAAGAGGCUGGGGUGCGGUGUGGGAAGGGGUACCUGCUGGCACCCCUCCUCCUCCCCUGUACAUAGUCUCACGUCUUUCUGGCCCCUCGCCCUGCUGCAUGCCUGUUGGCUGCUGGGCGCGUCCCAGCUGGCAGUGGAGAGUGUAGUCUGUGUGUGUGUGUGUGUGUGUUUGUGUGCGUGUCCGUGUGUGACCAUGUUUUAUCCGUUCACUUAUCUGGGUAUAGUCAGUCUUGGUGACCACAUGGGCUGAAAUCCGUGUCCCUCUGUGUCUCGUUGAAAAGAAACCUACGUGUUGUGUGGACAUGACUGCCCCUCAGGCCAGGGAUGGAAGAGGGGGACGCGGCCCUGCCUGGUCCUGUGCCGGGGCAGAGCCCGCCUGUGCCUCUUGGUGGUCCCUGCUGAGUUUCCUGUCUUGUUCUUUGUUCUGCCUUUGCCUCUCCCAGCACUGCUGCUUUUUUUGAGGAAUGUAGCAUCCACUGCAGCUGGCCACCUCGAGGCCCCUCUGGGAACCGUGACGCCCCUCCUCCCACCCAGCACUCUGGCAGCUUUCCCCACCGAGUGCCCCUGCAGCAUGAGGCAUGCCCAUCUAGUGCCCUGGCCAGGGCCCAGGGAGCAAAGAUGCCCAGGGAGCUGAGGGCUUGGAGACCGCUUCCUCCCUUGAACUGGAGCCACCUCCUUCCUACAAGCAAAACAGGAGGAGGUCUUAGUUCCCAGGGUUGCUGGCCAGAUACCUUAGAGGGAAGUUCCGCUACCUCCCUUAGCACUGCCCUUCACCUCUUACCUCCCUCCACGCCAGCUCACCUCCGACAUGCCAAAGGAGCCCUCCCAGUGGACCCCCGGAGGUGUGGGUGGAGCGUCUUGGCAUCCAGGAGGAGGCCCUCAGAGGGGAUGUAAUCUGCCAAAGCAGACAGUCCUCCCCAGGCUGUGAGGGUGGCCCUGUCCCCAGCAGGGCUCCUCCAGGUAGAGGGAGGCUGUUUGUUGGGAUAAGGAGGUGGGGGCUGACAGGCUCUGAGCCACUACUGAGGAUCCUGUCCGACAUGUGGGGACUAGCUGCCUGAAGUUAACUGUUUGGGGCUCUACUUUUUGUUCACGUCUAGGCCAGGGUUGCUGUCUGGGAGCCUCACGUGAGCCCCAGUGUCCUGGCUCCACAGACAGGCUGGCUCUGGACCCUAGACUGCCACUGUCACCAGCUCUGUACAAGCAAUACUCACCCCUCUCAGCCUCCCUGCCUCCAUGUGCUCCGUCACUGCCCUUUGGAGAGUGGCCUAGGCACCCGUCCUGCCCUGCUUUCAUUCCACCCACCCAGUUGGAGCGUCCCAAAGCCACUCAGACUCUGACUUGAUCUGACAGCUGGGCCCUGUGUGUGGGGACCAGUGCCUGGACCCUGUGAGGUGUCUGCUGGGAACCCUGGAGUCUGGCUCAGGAAUGCUUAAGUCUGUCCCUUUCCCCACCUCAGGUCCAGGGUGAAAGGUGAGAGGUAGCCCAGGAGAUGGACACAGCAGCCCUGGGGUCCAUGCGGUAGGGGGCGAGCUCUGUCUCUUCCCCAGGCGUGGUCAUCCCCAGCGCUGCAGUGACUCUAACCAGGACACCCGCCCGAGGGGCUACCCAGGGACAGCGCAGAGUCUCAGAGCUGGAGUGCUCGAGCCAUCUGUGACCGAAGCGGGACAGGCCUGGAGGGGGGCUGUGAGAGGGGCAGGGGGCGGAGGCUCUGUGGAGACACAGCCACCGCCGCCAGGGGGCCUCUUUUUGGGGCAGGAUCCACAUUAGUCUGAAGCCGGAGGCCAGUGCCUUUCCUCCAAAGGGGCAGAAACCGGGACCCCAUCGGUCCUGCCCACAGACAAAGAGUAGGUGAUACAAUGAGCUUCUGGGCUUCUGGGCUUCCGUCUCCUGCCCGAGCCUCCGCUCUUGUAUCAAAGAUGAGAAACGUCGUAUGCGCAGAAGAGAGGGAGGAGGCCACAGGCCCUUUUCUCUUUCUGCAGAAAUCCUCUCCCAUCGUGGUGGCUGGCUGGUGCGCGCAUUUCUCGUGUUUCUCGAGUGAAGCAAAGGGCUCCGUGCUCUCGGGUCUGGGGGUGGGGAGGGGGAGGCACCUUGCUCACAGAAGGGUGUUUUUAUGUCCUGUCCGCGAUGCGUCCACCUCCAGAGAGGUCACCCUCGGGAGGGUGUGAAAAUACACCCGGGGCGGUGGGAUUAUUCGUGAUAGUGCAGACAUCAGCUGGUGUAGCACCAAAUGGUGAUCCAUGCAGCCACACCCGGGUUGGGGGAGGAUAUCACCUCAUUUCUCAAGGGCCCAGAGAGACCAUGAGAGAAGGUGGGAGCUGCCCGCAGAGAGGCUGCCGCUGGGUAGCUGGAGGCCAGUGCCCCUUGCCUGGGGCAUGAGGGAGGCUGGUUAGCACGGGGAAGUUCCAGCCAGAGGCAGGGCGUCCUGGGUUGCUAACUGAGUCUGAGCUGCCUACAGUCCCCAACGGCCGAAGCUGCCCAGGGGUUGGGCUACUCCACAAUUCCACCUCUAAUGGGAAGUCAUUUCCCCGCAAGUUGACCUUGGGAAUUAGUCUAUUUAACCCUUUGCACCAAAUAAGUUACUAAUCCCCACUGGAUUUCCCCCCAUGAGGGUGAAGUUGUGUGAGGCUGACGUAUGUGUGUGAUGGUGACUGGCUGGAGGUGAGGGUCUGUCCUCAGCAUCCCGGGUGCAGGGGCCUGCCUGAGAGGCCGCUCUGGCGUCCCCCUGUCCCAGAAGAGGAGGGGGCUCCGGUGUCACCCCUGGCCAUCUCUGGGGUGAGGAGCAUCUCUCCUUCAAGGAGGGGAUGGUGGGGGAGGAAGGAAUGUGACCUCCCAGAGUUCUCCCUGAUCUGGGACCCAAUUCACUGCCAGGGACAGUAUCUGGUCCAAACGCCCCCACAGCCCAGGUGGAACCCGGAGCUGAUUACAGACCGGGGCUCUGUUGUUCCAUCUUCCUGCUCCGGCAGGGUUCGUGGAAGAUACGGCAGAGACAGAAAUGGCCCUGCAGCAAUGCUGGGCUGUGGGCAGGCCCCGUGACAAUGAUUCAGAGCAUCUGUCUUCACAUUUCUCCUCUGUUCGAUCUGUCCCACUUCCUUCGUAGACUGCUUCCCUACAGGGAAGUCUGUGAUGGGCCUUCGGUAUGAAUCAGGCUCUACUAAAUGGGCCAGGUCUCAGUUUGACAAGGGGGAUGUGAUCCUUCAGGGACGAACCAUCUCCAGAACUGCUCCCCAUGCCGUCUCCGCCACCCCCCAGCUCUCCUAGGGAAGGAACACUUUGAGGCUUUCGGAAUGCGGCAAGUCCCAGGCGUGGCCAGGACUGGCCGAGGCAGAACCUAGGAGCUGCAGAGAGGGAGCACCUGUGUACCUCAUCACUCGUGGGAUCACUGCCCCUUGCAGCGCUGAGGUCCAGCCCCUUCUCCCAGGGUCAUGACGCCCACCGGGGCAGGCAUGCCUGAGCUCUUCUUCACUGCCAGCCUUGAGGAGAGCAGAAGCGCCCCCUUUUAAAGAUGACAGGACACUCCAAGAGUACUUCCUUGGAAAUAAAAUGUAGCACAACUCAGACUGCGUUACAGGAGCCCUGACACCCAACCAGGGUUCUUGCUCUUCGCCUCGCUGCCCAGGAGACCUGUGCUCCUCCCCCCCUACUCCCUCCCAGGCCUCCACAGCUUCUAAUACCUCUGAUCCCCCAUCUUCCUCUGCCCAGAAAGUAGCAGGACUUUAGUAAAGCUGCUGUUCUCUUUCUCUGAUUGCUCCCCGCACUGUGCAAACUCUGCAAAAAAUUGCUGCCUUUGUUUGAUAUUGUAAUGAGUUGUCCUUCACCUGGGUGGAGAGAGAUGGCACGUCAUUCAAGGCCAGGGGUGGUCCUGCAGUAUUUCUGCAGUGGCUGCAAGGAGAUGGAAAAGACGCAGCCCACUGCCCUGCCGACCCCUAUCUUUCUCUUCCUCUCCUCAGUGUUUUCUCCACUAUCCUGACAUGUAAAGAGGGUCUUUAACAUGCUGCUUCCGGUACUGCAUCAUCUUUCACCGGAUGAUGGGGCAGGGGGGAUGGGAAUGUGGACUGUUGUCCCCCGCCUUCUCCCUCUAGUCUGCUUUCACUCAAGUUAGAAGAGAUUGACUGGGGCAAAACGGAGCAAUCACUAUUCAAGGGCAGGGGAGUGCCUCCUGACCAGGCGAGGCCUGAUGGGGGCUGGAUUGACCUGGUCCGGCCGAGAAAGGGUCAUUCUGAAAGCGUGCCUGAGCAUCUCAGAGCAAUGUCAGUGAUGCCAAAGAGAGCAACUUGGCCUCCUUGGGCACCGGCUCCAUGUAGGCCUGCCCGAAGGUAGGGCCUUGUUCUCUGACAAAGGGCUUAAUCUUUCCAUGUAGCAAAGCAAAUCCCCCUCCCCCCAACCCUGACCUUGGGCUUUUGUGGGCCCAGCGUGGCUGUGCCUGUGAGGGAAACACACCAGAGAGAGAAACUGGCAUUCUCUCAGGGGCCUAGACAGGCCAGUGGGGAGCGGGGAGUGCUCACUGAAAAGCAUAACUGCUUUGGCAAAACCUCCCAAUGCUCUGGUUGGCAACUUGGCCAGUGAGGACGGGAUCUUGGGCUUCCGGAGGAGCUCACCCCAACGCCAGGAAGGGCCCCUGGGACUGAGUUCCAGAGAGCUUUGCUAGCAGAAAUGAGCCCUGGGAGUCCCAAGGGCAACAGAGCAUCGACCCCGUUGGUCCAUGGUCUGGACAGCUGGAGAUGGACCGUCAAAGGCUGUUACAUAAAGUUUGCCAGAAACAGUGCCCGUGUGCAAGACUCCUCACUCUUCUGCCUCUGCUUUCUCAGCUGCAAAGUCAGCGCAUUUGCUAGUGGUUCCAUGGUUCCCUCCAGGUUUUAAAAGUCUGAUCUGGAGCUGAUGAGGAUUGUGAGCCUGGCGCACCUGGCACCCGGCUCCAUGGGCUGGUUUCCUCCAGCCCUGGGUGCCCACACUGGGUGCAGGUCCUCAUCCGUCCACGCCCAGUGCUGCUUCUGACAAGAGCUCUCGAAUCCUAGCAAAUGCUCCCACCUCUUUGUGGUUUACUCUGAUUCUUGUGUCCUGAUGAGAAAUAAUUAAGAAGUGUCUACAGUGGACAAUUUUCAAGGUGCUGAUGUGAUGUUACAACCUCAGCUGCAUCCUGUGUAGGUCAGUAUCCCCACCAGCAGGCGAGGCUGGGCCAGUCCUCACUGCUGCUUCUAGAAUGACGACAGUGGGAAAGUUGAACAUUGGAGAAUUUUAGAGGAAAUGCUCUCUGAUGCAUGGAGGGAGGGAAUUUAUUUCCCAUUAAAGUAUUUUGCUUCUUAAAACCACUCCUCCCUCCAGAAUGCUUUUUAGCAGACACCAUCUCAGCAGGCAGAGUGGCUGCUUCCAUAGCAAAAGUUGGCCUGAUUGUUCUAUCCACUCCUUUAGAAUAUAAAUUCGCAGGAGGCAGGAACCCUUUUUUAGAAUAUCCAAAUGCAUCCUGCAAAAACGGAGAUAGCUGAUAGGGACUGACAAGCACACUGUUUAGGUAAGAAGCAAUUAGCUUUUUAUAUCUGUGCUCUAUACAUUUUCUGUGUGCAGCGUCUUUCCAAACUGGUUGUGGCUCCUGGGGGGCAGGUGGACAGCUGGGAAGGACUUGCUGGCCGUUCGUACAACGUUCUUGCCAAUUCCCUUGAGGAGAAAAAUUCUUCACAUGGCUUCUGCAUGUACAGUAUUUGAGCAGCAAAAAAAAAAAAAGAUUAAAGUCAGUUUGA
Phyllostomus hastatus (greater spear-nosed bat) is the source of this 7148-nucleotide messenger RNA. RefSeq names its product regulating synaptic membrane exocytosis 3 (gene RIMS3). Gene Ontology annotation, cellular component: cytoskeleton of presynaptic active zone; presynaptic membrane. Gene Ontology annotation, biological process: positive regulation of synaptic transmission; calcium ion-regulated exocytosis of neurotransmitter; regulation of synaptic plasticity. The transcript is spliced from 8 exons. Bases 481 to 1407 code for a protein of 308 amino acids. Lineage: Eukaryota; Metazoa; Chordata; Mammalia; Chiroptera; Phyllostomidae. The record is from RefSeq and is a predicted model, not a curated record. Gene Ontology annotation, molecular function: transmembrane transporter binding; small GTPase binding.